AUGAGGACCUUCAUCAUUAUCACAGUGCUGUCCGCACUCGCAGCUUGCUAUAGUGCCGCCGACCUCCCGAGCGAGGACAUGUCCAGAGGCUACACCGUAUUAUAUGAUGACAUGUCGCCCGAAGGAAGGAUUGUGUCCAGCGCAGAGCUAAAUUCUAAAUCUGAUUUUUGGAUACCGAUAUCUGAGGCAUCACUUGUGGCACCAGCGGUCGCAGGUCAAAGACAAUAUAUUACCAAGGUGUUCCAGGCUGCACCCGGGGUCAUCAUAAACGGACUCAGCGUGACUUACAGCAAAACUCCCGCGUAUUCAUACCGCAGUCCACUAGGAAGCGAUUCCGUGAUAGUGUCGAUAACUUCACACCCCGGUGACGAAAUUUUCUCAAAAAUUACAGUAUACCGAAGACCAUAG
Messenger RNA from Spodoptera littoralis (African cotton leafworm), 408 nucleotides. NCBI's taxonomy places the organism in Eukaryota, Metazoa, Arthropoda, Insecta, Lepidoptera, Noctuidae. The record is from the annotation of a GenBank genome assembly.